AUGAAUCAUACGGUGGCAAGCUGGGACGCUCCCGUGGCAGAGCCCGCCGAAUUUUCAUCCACAGUCACGCCCUCGGCGGCGACAGCAGCCACACCUCUUUGCUGUUUGCCCUGGCGCGCGAGCGUGCUGCCUGCCUGCGAGUUGCAGCACGGUGGCUCCUCGCAGUGCUGGCCCGCCGCGUGCUCGCGCUCAUGCUCACUCUCGACAACCGUGACUGUUCUGGGCGCUCGCGCAUGGCAGCGGCGGCAGGCUGCAGCGGUGCAGGCUGCGUCGCAAACCGCUGCGACACUCAACACUGCGCCUCGCCUCGCCUCGCCCCUCUUGCCAGGCUGCGUGCCCGGCGCGUUCGCCGCUCAGCCAGGCUCUGGAGGACGCCAGCAAGCCCGACGCGAACGCGGCGGCUCGUCGCGCCAUCGCGCAGCCCCUCUCCACGGUCUCCUUUUCCCAGUCCGGCUUGCGUACACAGGCUCAGCUUGUCCCCCGCUGCGUCGUCGCACUGCCAGCCCAGCCCGGCCCAGCCAAUUGCGCGGCCUCUCUCCUUUGUGA
This is a messenger RNA of Paraphaeosphaeria sporulosa, 546 nucleotides long. RefSeq lists its product as uncharacterized. The record is from RefSeq and is a predicted model, not a curated record. The transcript has a single exon. Lineage: Eukaryota; Fungi; Ascomycota; Dothideomycetes; Pleosporales; Didymosphaeriaceae. Bases 1 to 546 code for a protein of 181 amino acids.